Molecule: messenger RNA, 351 nt
Organism: Pyricularia pennisetigena
Lineage: Eukaryota; Fungi; Ascomycota; Sordariomycetes; Magnaporthales; Pyriculariaceae
Exons: 3
Source: RefSeq, a predicted model, not a curated record
AUGGACGUUUCCACUUGGUAUGCGAUAGGAGUUUUUGGUGUCAUAACUCUUUGCAUUGUUGUAUGCAUGUUUUUCCGCUUAUCCCGUGCUGUCUGUCGGCUUGGGAAACGCGUAUUUUUUAGAUAUCUGAUAUAUUCCGAUAUACCCAAAUCUUCUGGGCAUUCGUACUACAUCACCAGAUAUGAAUGCCUUCUUUUCCUCUCCGUUCUAACGAAGCCUGAACCUAGCAAGCGGGAAGAGGUCGCUGGUUUCCUGCGCAAACGACCUUUGAGUUGCACAACCAUUCAACCUAUCAACUACACGACACCGUCGGGCGAAAGAAUUCCAGUCUUCGAUGCUGUUCAUUUGCAC